AGGAUUAGUCCUGAAAUACUUUAGUAAAGUUUGUCUACUAAUAGUUCAAAUCUAUGGUUCAAAUAGAUAGUAGUAAAAGUGCGUGGAUACAGUUCUCAUAAGAAGCGUUAAAGUGUCCUCCACACCACAUGGUGGCAGUAUAACGCAAGCAAACACAAGAAGCGUACGCGAGUAAACACGGAAUAGAGCGGAGGAGCGUCUUGUUUCGAGGUAUCGGCACGAAAAACCGUCCUAAAAAUGAGUUUUUGUUACUGUUUUUCUUGUUAGUUAUGUGUGUGCGCCUCGCAGCGGCGUGAGUCACAGAGCUGUGCGCGUUUUAUCAGCAACAGAGCGAUAAAUAGUGCUAGCCUGGACGCUUGUAGUCGGGGAGCUAGUUUUUUUUAACUAGUUAGCAUCGAUGAGGGCACCCAGCCUCGCCCUUAGUGCUGCAAACAACACUGACCAGCUGGUACUGAGUUAGUUACCGGGCGGUCUGUGAGAGAAAGAAACCAGCAGAAUGACAGAUGAUGUCCUGCUGGAUGUUCCUGUUAUCCGGCAGCUGUACCACUGGGACUGUGGCUUAGCCUGCUCCAGGAUGGUCCUCAAGUACCUCCACCCUGUCAGCGAUGAUGAGUUUCAGAGGGCGUGCUGGGAACUGAAGCUGACAGAAAGUGUGUGGACUAUCGACCUGGCCUACCUCAUGUGCCAUCUAGGAAUCAAACACUGCUUUUGUACACAGACUCUGGGUGUAGAUAAGGGCUUUAAAAACCAGUCCUUUUACAAGAAGCAUUUUGAUACUGAAGAAAACAGAGUGAAUGAGCUCUUCCUUAAAGCGGAGAGCAAAGGUGUGGGGGUGAAGAAAUGUUCUGUGUCAGUUCAGGAAAUCCAGUCUCAUCUGGAGCAGGGCCACGUUGCCAUAGUGCUGGUCAAUGCUGUGGUGUUGACAUGUGAACUGUGCUCCCAGCCUGUCAAAUACUGCUGCUUCAUGCCCGUGGGUCAGAAGUGUUUCUGCAGGAAGCCGGACUAUCAGGGUCACUUUGUGGUUGUGUGUGGCUUCAACACAACCACUGGCUCCAUCUUCUACAAUAACCCAGCGUAUUCUGACCGGGUGUGCUGCACCAGCGUCAAUAACUUUGAGGAAGCUCGACGCAGCUAUGGGACAGACGAGGAUAUCCUGUUCGUGUUCAAAGAGAGUUGAUGGAUUUGGAUUUUUGUCAUUAUAGGAAUAUCAAAAUGCUGCAGAGUCUAGUGACACCUCCUCCUGUCUGCUGUCACAGAUCCCCCUUUUGCAGGCUUUUUUCCUCCGGUGCCAAAAAGCCUGCUCACAUAUAUACAUGUACUGUAUAUGCCAACACUACUUAACCUUUGAAUGAUUCACCGUGGGAAGAAUUAGGAAUCCAGGAUGGAUCCUUUCAUUUCUGUUUUUGUGAUGAACAGAUAUUUCAGAUUCAUGUUAUUGUCAAUGUGGAAAUUUUUAAUGACUGCAGUUGUACUGGAGUCUCACACUGAGUGUACAGACUUGCACAACUGUGGCAGAACUGUGGGAAACAUAAGCAAGAGUAGAAUUUACCAGGAAAUUGUGUGCACAUAAUUCAGGGCCGAUGUUGAUAAUACUUGGAGUGUUCAUUUCUUUGUUCCACUCAGUGUUAAUGUGAAGCUGCUCAUCCGCCCCUCCCCUCCAGCCUCGCCUCUACCUGCCUUUUAAAAAUCCUCCCGACUCACCGCAUUUUAAUCAGACGAUUCUGUAAACAGGGAAAUACAGGAAGCAAGUCACGAGAGUAUCAGGUAAUUAAUGCUCUAAAUUGUGACUCAAAUGAUGAAGCAAGUUCAAUGCAAUACUCCAUAGAUGUAUGGAACUCAUGGACACUCAGCUCGGACGUGAUGAAACGUGACGUCACCGGAUUCAAUUGCUUCACUGGAAAAGCAGCUCCGCAUGUGUCCUGUGCCUUUGGGGAAUGUGCUGGAUACAUGGAUGCGUUAGGACUAGGAUAAGUCAUUUUGGUUUGUAAAUGAAGACGAAGUCAUUUCCUCAUUGUCACGGAGUUUUAUUUUUAACUUACAUGUUUUUGCACUACACUUUCAUACCAGACACGAUUAUGUUAUUUAAAUUAUAUUGCUUUUCCGAAUCAAGGAAAAGUGGGUCGUGUCUGGUUGUGCUUCUGGGUGAAAACCACAAGCUUUAUUUUUUUAUUCAGUAUAGAUAGCACUUUUAUUAUAUGUUGUGAUUAAAACAUUUGAACAGCC
Molecule: messenger RNA, 2223 nt
Organism: Neolamprologus brichardi
Lineage: Eukaryota; Metazoa; Chordata; Actinopteri; Cichliformes; Cichlidae
Gene: gucd1
Product: guanylyl cyclase domain containing 1
Source: RefSeq, a predicted model, not a curated record